Trichosporon asahii var. asahii CBS 2479 is the source of this 1767-nucleotide messenger RNA. RefSeq lists its product as uncharacterized. The record is from RefSeq and is a predicted model, not a curated record. The transcript is spliced from 3 exons. Bases 1 to 1767 code for a protein of 588 amino acids. NCBI's taxonomy places the organism in Eukaryota, Fungi, Basidiomycota, Tremellomycetes, Trichosporonales, Trichosporonaceae.
AUGCCCGCCAUUAUCGAUCUUUCGAACCAAGCGUCCGACGCAUCGGACUCCGAAGACGAGCCUCUGUCGCGUUCAGCUACCACACCGUCUUCCCCAUCUCGCCUCAAUCGACGAACCAUCCCCUUGCAUUCGAGACCUCGCAGCUUGCUCGACCCGGCUCAGGCAUCUAGUUCCUCCUCGGUCGCUGCCGCGGCUCAAUCCACGGCAACUGCCAAUUCAUCGAGCUAUUCGUCUCGGGGUUCGACUCCGGGGGCGAACAACAUUGCCACUGCGCAGCCCCGCUCCUUCUUUAGGUCAACUCUCAGUAUCCCCAACGGAGCUGGACCAAGUCGACAGCGAUAUGACCCGCGACCCCGUGACAACGAGGUCAUUGAGCUGAGUGACGACAGCGAUGACGACUUUGAAGUCACUGGUGGACGAGCUGCGCCCCCUGCUCGUCCCGCAACUUCGAGGCGCGUGCGAGGUACGCCUAGAGCACGUAUCGAUCAUGCCGAGUUUCGUCGUGCGUCUGAGGAGCUGGACCAAGUUCUUCAGCAGCGUCGAGAAGCCAUGCAAGAUCUUGCUCGUGUGAACAACGGCGACCGAGACAACGUGCAGAACCGCCUGGACCGGGAGGUUCAUUCUCCUCCCCCUCCUGUCCCCCGAAUUGGGCUCGGCGGGGCUGUCUUCCGCGCCGGAGAUCGUGCGGUUCGUUUCGCCCCUGGUCGUCCAACCAUGCGGUUUCGUUUACGUGGCGACGAGCCCGUCGAGGAACAGCGCGAGCGCAUCCAGCCACCACGUGCGGCUCGUCUUGGCGGCGCUUUUGCCCCUGGCGCUGGCAACCUCGGAGCUGCAGCCGCCCACGAGACGUACAUCCAGGGCUUGGGCGGGCUGUUCGGCCGGGCUGAGAACAUAAUGAAUGCGCUCCUUCACCCGCUCAACCACAUGGGGGGCGGUCCCCGCGCCCAGCCAGUACAGGACAUCCAAACAGUACUCGCAAAGGUGACACCCGAGAAAGUUCCGGUGGCUCAGCGUGGCUUCGCUCGCACUUGGGACGCUGAGGUGCUGGUGGAGGAAGGCGAGAAGCAGCGCGGCAUCGUGUUGGAUGACACUGGGGAUGUAGUGAAGCAGCAGAUCAAGCCCUACCUUUCCUGCUCAGCGUGCCCCGAGCCCCUUCGACUGGGAUCGGCCGCUCGCGACGACAACGACCGGAUUUUCGCUCUUCGUUGUGGGCAUCUGCUGGACGGCAAGUGCACGGCGGCACUUGCAGCCGGCCCGUUGGAGGAUACUGCUCCGCCCACGAAGAGGCGCAAGACGCGUAGUGGCAACAAGAACCGCGAACACGUUUUCCACUGCCCAGUGAAGGGGUGCGGGAGGGAGCAUAGACUAGCGCUAGCGCGCAAUUUGUUGUAUGUAUGUGCCAUUGCCACCAGAAUGUUCAACUGGCUGCAGACAGAGAGGUCGGAGGUUGACACAAAGCUGUCUUACUUGCUGCAAACCGAGAUUGCAGCAGUUUUGAACGCCCUUCGAGCGAGCAGGCUGACAUCUAUCAUCACCCGCUGGGCCAACAGACUAGACCGGGUCUGCGGCGCAAGUCCGUCCAACUCUACAUUUAUGGUGACCGCGCAAGCAAAAUCUUUCAGGUCUGGGGACGCUUCUAGGAACUUUGAUGGAGCAUUUCACAAAGGGAGAGUGCUGCCCCGUCGCAAGAGAAACCCGCAAGUCGCCCCCUCUGAAAGUGUUCUGCGUUUCAGUUCCCGGAAGCUGGGUCCGGAUAUGCCGGAGUAG